AUGUCAUAUAGACCUGAACACUCGGCUCCGCCGGAAAUUUACUAUGGAGACGAAGAGGCCAGAAGAUAUACAACAAACACCCAUAUUCGCACAAUUCAGGUAGAAAUGUGCGAAAGAGCGCUGGAAAUGCUCCUGCUCUCAAAGGAUGAGACAAACUUUAUACUCGAUAUUGGCUGUGGAAGUGGAAUUAGUGGUAACGUACUGGCAGAUAACAACAAUUUCUGGGUGGGAGUCGACAUCAGUCAGUCCAUGUUGAACGAGGCUUUGGUCAAUGGAUGCAACUCAGAGGGAGAUUUGAUCCUCUGCGACAUUGGGAACAAAAUGGGUUUUAGAAACCAUACCUUCGAUGGCGCAAUUAGCAUCAGUGCUUUGCAGUGGCUCUGCGUAGCAAACAAGAGCUCUGAAGAUCCAUUCAAGCGACUACUGACAUUCUUCAAGUGGCUGUACAUGUGCCUAAACUUCAACGCGAGAGCAGCCAUUCAAUUUUAUCCAGAGAAUGAACAUCAGCUCGAGAUGAUACUGAGCGCGGCUUCUAAAUGCAGUUUUGGUGGAGGACUUGUCGUUGACUUUCCAAACUCUACAAAGGCCAAAAAGUACUACCUUUGCAUAUGGCCAGGGGUAACUGGGCUUCCUCAGCACCUUCCACAGGCUUUGGUGGAUGAAGAAGAGGAGGAAGAACAUGUAAGUGUACUUAAGGAUGCAAGGAGAAAGAAAAAGGGCAAGAAGAUGAGCGUUAGGGAAAGGAUCAUACACAAGAAGGAACAACAACGGAGACGGGGAAUCGAAACAAGACCUGAUACUCGUUAUACCGGCCGCAGAAGACCAACACGUUUCUAA
Molecule: messenger RNA, 837 nt
Organism: Theileria equi strain WA
Lineage: Eukaryota; Apicomplexa; Aconoidasida; Piroplasmida; Theileriidae
Product: methyltransferase, putative
Exons: 6
Coding region: 1-837 (278 amino acids)
Biological process (GO): rRNA (guanine-N7)-methylation
Cellular component (GO): nucleolus
Molecular function (GO): rRNA (guanine) methyltransferase activity
Source: RefSeq, a predicted model, not a curated record